UAUCCGGCCACCUUAUCCCCACAACAUUGUCUGGGUUCUUAAGUUUGUUGGAUUGAUUAUUGUUCUGGGGUUUUCGCGUCGUUCUUCCUCUGUGCUUGUCUCUGUUCGAGGUUUCUGCAGUGUAAUGCUGAUAAUGUCGCAACAAAGGCAAUUCCAGAUGGUGGGAGGGCAAUACAACGACACGACUUUGACGAAAAUCUUCGUGGGAGGGCUUGCUUGGGAGACUCAAAGGGACACAAUGAGGAGGUAUUUUGAGCCGUUCGGAGAAAUCCUUGAAGCUGUUGUUAUUACAGACAAGAACACGGGGAGAUCCAAGGGUUAUGGCUUUGUCACAUUCAAGGAUCCAGAAGCAGCCAUGCGAGCAUGUCAGAAUCCUUCUCCAGUUAUUGAUGGAAGACGAGCAAACUGCAAUCUUGCUUCUCUUGGUGCAAACAAAAAUCGGCCUCCAACUCCUCAACUUGGUACGGGAAGGUUCAGAGCAGCACCUGGAUUGGUGGGCGUGCCAGCAUAUCAUGGCUCUUCGUCCACAGUUUUCCGUCAACCUACAGGGCAGUACACAUUUCCAUAUUCAGCUUACGGUUACAGAUUCUCUGGAUAUUCACAAGACUCCAUGUAUCCCUUGAACUAUUACAGUGUGUAUGGAGGCCAACAAUUUUCACCGUACUAUUCAUCCAGUGGGGCAUCUGGUGUAGCAGGGUUAAUGAGUAGUAACAUUUACCCAUUCUGUGCUCAAUAUGCAGAGAGUGGCCAGGCUCAUGGUUUUGGAGUUCAUCAGUAUCCUCAAAUGGUACGCUUCCCAGUUCUUCAUCAACAGCACUAUGGCACUGCCACGGUCUCUCCUCCUGUUCUGUCGUUUCCUUCUUCAAUGCCAAUGUCAACUACCAGCGAAGUGGCAGCAUCAAUAGCAGCAGGCGGGCAGACAACAUCAGUAGGGGCAGGUGCUUCACAAGUCUCUGCAGUAAAAGCUUCAGAACAAAACUCGUCAACUUAAAACCUCUUUAGAGGGAUAAAGAAGCAACAUUCUGCUUCAAGGUUAAACACAUUGAAAUCUGGUGAAAAAAGGGUCAAGAGGAAAGAAGGGAAGGAAGACGGGGGAAGUCUUUUGAAGUUAUUGAUUCGAAACUCAAUGGGAAAGGGGGGAGGGGGUGUGGGGGAGUCACUAGUAUCAGAGUCCUCAAUGCAAGCCCAAAAUCAUCAUUACAGGGGGAAAAAAAAAAGUCCGUUUUAGAAGAAUAGUCUAUUUUAUUAACUUUUUUAGAUGUAGGAGAGGAUCAUAUUGAUUCCAAAUUGUAUUAAACGAUAGGGCAGAAUCUAAAAGUGGGAGCUUUGGAUUCUACCUCGCACAGUCAGACCAAUUUUACUGAUUAAACUCUUAUUAUGUCUUGGGUGGAGGGAGCAUCCAAUGACAUAUAGUCAUAUAAUGGGUUCAAAAAGAUUGGUUUUGUAUCUUGGAACCCUUUAAUUGGUUGGUCAGCUCGGGGCAAACCCAAAGAGAAAAGGGUGAGCUUGGAUAGCUCAGUCUGCUAACAUCUAACAUCUAUAAGGCAGGAUUGGAUGGGCAUAUAGAAAGUUGUUAUAUGUCACUUUUAUUUGCUUUUCAGUAUUGCACACACUCAUCA
Messenger RNA from Neltuma alba, 1619 nucleotides. Its product is annotated as RNA-binding protein 24. Gene Ontology annotation, biological process: cytoplasmic translation; translational elongation. The transcript has 6 exons. Gene Ontology annotation, molecular function: RNA binding; protein kinase activator activity; ribonucleoprotein complex binding. NCBI's taxonomy places the organism in Eukaryota, Viridiplantae, Streptophyta, Magnoliopsida, Fabales, Fabaceae. The record is from RefSeq and is a predicted model, not a curated record. Gene Ontology annotation, cellular component: ribosome; cytosolic large ribosomal subunit. Bases 125 to 991 code for a protein of 288 amino acids.